Messenger RNA from Cutaneotrichosporon oleaginosum, 1252 nucleotides. RefSeq lists its product as uncharacterized. The record is from RefSeq and is a predicted model, not a curated record. NCBI's taxonomy places the organism in Eukaryota, Fungi, Basidiomycota, Tremellomycetes, Trichosporonales, Trichosporonaceae.
UGGACAUGUGGAUGCUCAGUAGCGCAGGAUACAUAUGUGUAUGAUUGUCUCAGCUGGUGUACAUCUGGAGGAACGUAUUGCCAUUUCCACCAGGCCAUUGGCCGUCGGGCAGCAUGAGUAUCAGUACUGAGUCUUACUUGAGAAAGAGCAGGUGUAGGAGGAGAGGAUGGACGAAACACGUUCCUACCGCAGCACGGAUUGAGUGAGACCACCAGUCAAGGCCGUCGGCGAUGCUAUUUGUGCAGUAGUGCUCCGACAAGUGGGCAGUCGCAUUGUUCCUCGCAAUUACUCGGCCAGAUUGCACGACGGUGUACUUUGUCGCCAUGGCAGUGUUAAAGUCUAUAUAGCGCGCAGCGCACUGCAUCUCUCCAUAUCCCCCAGUCCCUCCGCUAUCCCAUGUCAUUCCACAUCGCAAUCUUCGGCGCGUCAAAAGGCAUCGCCAACCAUGUCCUACAUGACCUCCUCCCCACAGCGAGGAUCACGCUGCUUCUCCGCAACCCUAAUGUAUUCGACGCCGACGCCGCCGUCAUGGACGCUGUCAAGGAUGGUCGCGUUAAACUCGUCCAGGGAGACGCGACAGUCGAGGCAGACGUCGAGCGCGCGAUCGAGAGCGCAGAGGUGGUGCUGACUUCUAUCGGCGGCACUCCAUCCUUCACGCUCCGCGGCUUCAAACUCGACAACCCAACAGUCUGCACCGACGCCGCGCGCGCGCUCCUCCGCGUGCUCUCUCGCAUCCCCCUCUCGGCUCGCCCCCGCGUAAUCGCAAUUUCAAGCAUGGGCAUCGGCACAAACCACAGCACCAUGCCGCUCCCGCUGCGCAUCCUCUACCCGUGGCUCCUGUCCGGCCCGCACGCGGACAAAGAGGGGCUCGAGUAUCUCCUCUUACGGGCGGCGAGUGCCUUUGACGCGCCUUCGUUACCCGCCAUCUUGGCCAUCUCCGGUUCCGCCGACACCUCCGCCGACCCCGCCCUCGAAAACAUCCUCCCACACCUCAUACUCGUCCGCCCCGCCCUCCUUACGGACGGCGCCCCGGCCGCCGUGCGCGCCGCGGAAGACCUUAGUGCCUACUCGGUCUCCAGAGCCAGCGUGGGGCGCUGGAUCGCGCAGCACUGCAUGCCGGACCAGGACCAGUGGGUGAAUCGCGCGCCGGUGUUGGGGUAUUAGCGAGGCAUAGUAGCGAGGAGAAUGGCUGCGGUUAAUAAUAGCGAAGAAUAUAGACUUGAAUAGGUUUGAUGAGAGCAUUCAGUUCCGC